UCCGCGUCAACGAUAGCGUACGCACGCGCGCGCACGCGCCAACGCACAAGAACAUACCCCGAUCGGCCUCGGACGCGGACCCGGCGGCCAGUCGUGUGUGAGCCGUCGUCGCGACCGUCGUCCCCGUAACUCGUCCACGUCGUCCACCCGAUCCGUCGUCGUCGUCGUCGUCGUCGUCCACGGCCUAGGUGCACUACGGCGCGAAAUCUUCGGUCUCCCGCGCUCACGUCGUCCGUCGCUUUCUCCCUCCGCCCGUCGCUCAACCGCUGUCUGCCACGUUUCUUGUCCACAUCUUUUCCGUAGUAACCCGUCAACGGUAACGACGAGCCCACCGUAGCGAGGAACAACGCGCGCCCGCCGAGUCGGUUCGCGCCACGCGCGUCGUCACCACCGCCGUCGCCGUCGCCGUCACCGCCACCGACACCGCCACCGCAAGCCGUCGUCGUCCACGCGCGCCUAAACCGAACAAACACACGGUCCGGCGCCGGUUAUGGGUGGUCGGCGCGCCGUCGCCGCCGCUGCAAACCGUCCGCGUCGCCGUCACGUCCACGUCCAUCACCACCGGUCCGUCGCGUGUCCCGCAACUGCGUCGCCGCGGCCGCUGCUACUGUCCGCGCCACGACAGCGGCGCGCCGGUACCGCCGCGCUAAACGCCACAGACAAUCGCCGUUACCGCGACGCAUCACCGACCGGCAACGGUACCGGCAUCGACGUCAGCAGCAACAGGGGCAGUGCCGACGCCACCAGCGAUGACUCGGUGCAACUGGUGGCGGUGCCGCCGCCGUCGGUCCGUCGUCCGACGAUCCGUUCGCGCUGAACAACCGGUUGCCGCCCGCCGUCGUAGCUUCCACGCGUGAUCCCCCCCCCCCUCCGUCGUCGGUUCUCGUCUGCGCGAUGUCGACAUCGAAACUCGUCGCCGUGCUCUUCGCUCUGACCGCCGUGAAAAUAAAAGAAAGCGUUCAAGGUAAAUUUGAAAGGCAGCUUUUGGAUGACCUCCUAAUGGAGUACAAUCCUCUGGAGAGACCAGUAUCCAAUGAAUCUGAUCCACUCGAAGUUACAUUCGGCAUAACGCUACAGCAGAUAAUAGACGUGGAUGAAAAAAAUCAAAUUGUCAUAACAAAUGCUUGGUUGAAUAUGGAAUGGGUGGAUUACAAUAUGAGGUGGAACAUUUCGGAGUACGGAGGUGUCAAGGACCUCAGACUCAAUCCUAAUCGACUGUGGAAACCGGACAUACUUAUGUACAACAGUGCUGACGAGAAAUUCGAUGGUACUUAUCAAACAAAUGUGGUAGUCAGACAUAAUGGUACAUGCCUAUAUAUUCCACCUGGUAUUUUUAAAAGUACGUGUAAAAUUGACAUCACAUGGUUCCCAUUCGAUGACCAAAAUUGCAUUAUGAAAUUUGGUAGUUGGACUUACAACGGUUUUCAGUUGGAUUUAGUGCUCAAAUCGGAUGGUGGAGAUCUAUCAGACUUUACGACGAACGGUGAAUGGUAUUUGCUAGGAAUGCCCGGCAAAAAGAACGUGAUAAUGUACGGCUGUUGUCCCGAACCGUACGUGGACAUCACGUUUACAAUAAAGAUCAGGCGGAGGACGUUAUACUACUUCUUCAACCUGAUCGUGCCGUGCGUGCUGAUCUCGUCUAUGGCGCUCCUGGGCUUCACGCUGCCUCCGGACUGCGGAGAAAAGCUCACACUAGAAAUAACUAUACUACUGUCACUAACAGUGUUUCUGAAUCUGGUUGCCGAGUCAAUGCCAACUACGUCCGAAGCGGUUCCCCUAAUAGGAGUGACCAUCUUGCUAUCACUGACAGUGUUCCUGAAUUUGGUGGCGGAAACGCUUCCACAAGUCUCCGACGCGAUACCCUUGCUAGGUACUUACUUCAAUUGCAUCAUGUUUAUGGUGGCUUCGUCGGUAGUACUCACGUUGGUGGUACUCAACUAUCAUCAUCGAACAGCUGACAUACACACUAUGGGACCCUGGGUUAAGUGCUUUUUCUUGCUGUGGUUACCUUGGAUUUUGUGUAUGCAAAGACCAGGUAAAGACAUAUCAUUCAAAGCCAUCAAAAGUAGGUAUACAGAUCGAAGGGGCAUGGAGUUGCGGGAGAGAUCAUCGAGAAGUUUAUUAGCCAACGUACUUGAUAUUGACGACGAUUUUCGAGCGAGCGUCCUGUCACACCGCGCGGCUUACAACAACGGGGCGGCAGCCAGCACGUCGUCGCCAGCGUCCGAGUCCAAGACCGUGUGCAAUUACUCGGCCAGGGAGUUGCAACUGAUCCUGCAAGAAGUGCGGCACAUCACGGACUACAUGCGAAAGCAGGAAGAGGACCAAGAAGUGAUAAACGACUGGAAGUACGCGGCGAUGGUCGUGGACAGGUUCUGUCUGAUUGUGUUCACGUUUUUCACGCUGGUUGCCACCGUCGCCGUGUUGUACUCGGCGCCGCACAUAAUCGUCGAGUGACCGCCGGAGACGUCAUUGUGUUCACUUCAAUCCUUGGACGACGUCGACGCGACCAUCAUCGUUUUAUUAGAUGUUUAUUUCUGAAAAUAUUUAGUUAUUUUGCAGUAUUUUAAGUAUAAUAAAGGUUUUUCUUUUUUUUGUAAUACUGGGGAAGUAAAAGAAAAUUUCCGAAGAGCUUAAUUGUAAUAAUAAUCACAAAAGAAAAAUAAAUAAAACAAAUAUGUCUAUAAUACACAACGCAUUUACAGGGUGUAAAACAUCACGAGAUAACGUUAUUAAGUUAUUUUAAAUAGUUAAAUUGCAGUGUUUUAAUUUUAAUUAUCUACUGCUAAAA
Sipha flava (yellow sugarcane aphid) is the source of this 2791-nucleotide messenger RNA. RefSeq names its product acetylcholine receptor subunit alpha-type acr-16-like. Gene Ontology annotation, biological process: chemical synaptic transmission; monoatomic ion transmembrane transport; signal transduction. Gene Ontology annotation, cellular component: postsynaptic membrane; synapse; neuron projection. The transcript has 12 exons. The coding region runs from base 895 to 2457 and encodes 520 amino acids. The record is from RefSeq and is a predicted model, not a curated record. Lineage: Eukaryota; Metazoa; Arthropoda; Insecta; Hemiptera; Aphididae. Gene Ontology annotation, molecular function: transmembrane signaling receptor activity; acetylcholine-gated monoatomic cation-selective channel activity.